Aspergillus saccharolyticus JOP 1030-1 is the source of this 1518-nucleotide messenger RNA. Its product is annotated as methionine aminopeptidase MAP1. NCBI's taxonomy places the organism in Eukaryota, Fungi, Ascomycota, Eurotiomycetes, Eurotiales, Aspergillaceae. Gene Ontology annotation, biological process: proteolysis. Gene Ontology annotation, molecular function: metalloaminopeptidase activity. The record is from RefSeq and is a predicted model, not a curated record. The transcript has 3 exons. The coding region runs from base 143 to 1345 and encodes 400 amino acids.
CGUCCCAUUUUUUCCCUUUGGCGCAGCGGCAAAACACAUUUCGAUAGACCUCGUCAAAGCCUCCUUAGCUUUUUGUUUUCUUGCGAAAUUAUUCGAUAGAGUGGUCGGCUUCCAGAUAUCUGCAUUCUAUAUAUUUUUCAACAUGACUGCCGAAGUCGCUGCCCGGAAAUGCAUCGGCGUGGAUUGUGAUAAGAACGCAGGAACGCUACAGUGUCCGACCUGCCUCAAACAAGGGACGGAUAGCUUCUUCUGCUCGCAGGAUUGUUUCAAGAAGAGCUGGAGCGAACACAAGACGAUUCACAAGAAGAGUAAUUUCCUGAGCAACCUCUUUACACCCAAAGUAGUUUCUGAACCAGAUCCAGCCACGGGGCUCUACAACCCCUUUCCGUCCUUCCCUUUCUGCGGCGACUUGCGACCUGUAUACCCGCUGUCUCCGCGGAGAACCGUCCCCAAGUCCAUCCCUCACCCCGACUACGCCAAGGAUGGCAUUCCCCGUUCCGAGCAGAAGUUUGUCGGUCGCCACAACAUCACGAUCUUGAACAAGGAGGAGCAGGAGGGGAUGCGCAAAGUGUGUCGCUUGGCUCGUGAGGUUCUGGAUAUCGCUGCGCGUGAGAUUAAGCCCGGUGUCACGACCGACUACAUCGACGAGGUGGUUCACAAGGCUUGCAUUGAGCGUGAUUCUUACCCGUCGCCGCUCAACUACGUCAAUUUCCCCAAGUCGGUAUGUACUUCGAUCAACGAGAUCAUCUGCCACGGUAUCCCCGAUCAGCGUCCCCUGGAGGACGGCGAUAUUGUCAACAUUGACGUGACCCUGUACCACAACGGUUUCCACGGCGACAUCAACGAAACCUACUACGUUGGCGACAAGGCCAAAGCCAACCCGGACGCGGUGCGAGUUGUGGAGACCGCGCGCGAGUGCCUGGACAAGUCCAUCGAGCUGGUCAAGCCCGGCAUGCUGUUCAGAGACCCCGGUAAUGUGAUCGAGAAGCACGCCAAGUCCCGCGACUGCAGUGUGGUCAAGAGCUAUUGCGGUCACGGUAUCAACCAGCUCUUCCACUGCGCCCCCAACGUUCCCCACUACGCAAAGAACAAGGCGGUGGGGACGGCGAAGCCCGGCAUGUGCUUCACCAUCGAGCCCAUGAUCAACUUGGGUACUCACCGCGACCGUACGUGGCCGGACGACUGGACCAGCUCCACCGCCGACGGCAAGCUGUCGGCACAGUUCGAGCACACCCUGCUGGUGACGGAGGAUGGGGUGGAGGUUCUGACCGCUCGCUUGCCGGACUCGCCUGGUGGUCCCAUUCCCAUUCCCGUGGUGGCUGAGGAGGCCAAGACGGAUGCUUAAUUCUGGAUAUCUCUACUGCAGUAUUAUACCAACAGUCACGAGAUAGAGCAUUCACGACGAGAUUUCUGUAACGUUCACGUAAAUGAUCUGGAAAUGGCAUGACCCAUACAGGACCAUCUUUGUGCUAGUCGGGCCGAGUAACAAUCGCAGCGAUAGAUGGAAUAAAUGCAUAG